AACCAAUCCAAAAUGUCAAAAUUUUCGUUUCGGUUUCUCUCUCUGAUUAUCACUGUUUCAGUUUCCGGCGGCAUUGUGAACGGAAAUGAAAAUAAGGCUGAGAUAUAUGAGCUUAAAAGAGGUGAUUUCUCCUUCAAGGCCACCAACUAUGGCGCGCGGAUGGUAUCCCUGAUUCUCCCCGACAAAACUGGAAAGCCGGUUGAUGUUGCUCUUGGAUUCGACUCCGUUAAGGAUUAUCUGAAUGAUACAAAAAACUUUGGAUCUAUAAGUGGUCGGGUUGCCAACCGGAUCAAGAAUGCUCAAUUCACUCUUAAUGGCGUUGUUUACCAUCUUGAUAAGAACAGUAAUGGUAACAACUCCAUUCACGGUGGAAAAUUGGGAUACAAUAAAGUUAAUUGGACUGUACAAGAACAUGUGAAAGAUGGGCCAAACCCUUUCAUAGUAUUCACUUACAACAGUUUUGAUGGUGAAGGAGGAUACCCUGGAAACGUUUCAGUAACACCGGACAUAAUAGUGGUAAAUGUCCUCUCUGACGAGGUUCAAAUCUUCGCAUCACGUUACCUUCCAACAGACAAUGACCUCAUCCCGACAGGGGAAAUCGCGCCGGUAAAUGGCACCCCGUAUGAUUUCCUUAAACCCCGACAAAUCGGAAGCCAGAUAAAUGCACUUAAUGCUACCAAUGGUUAUGAUACGUAUUAUGCAUUCGAUGCUAAGAAGAAGGAUAGCGAGAUGUCUUUGGUUGCGAUUGUGAAUAAUAAUAAGAACACCGGAAUUGGAAUAAGGUAUCUACUAGUGCUCCGGGGAUGCAAUUUUACACUGGGAAUUACGUGA
Messenger RNA from Oldenlandia corymbosa var. corymbosa, 831 nucleotides. NCBI's taxonomy places the organism in Eukaryota, Viridiplantae, Streptophyta, Magnoliopsida, Gentianales, Rubiaceae. The record is from the annotation of a GenBank genome assembly.